AUGAGCGGUGGGUGGGUGUGUAGUCAAACGGGUGUGGUGACAGCAUGGAACAAGGAACGGAAAGCAUCCUGUGAUAUAUCAAUAUAUGCAGCCUGAGAACUUCCCUUUAAGUACGAGCAAGACAUCACUCCCAACAACAUCAUCAGCCUUCCCAUCAAGCAGAAGUUUCCAGCUUCACAGCAAUGAAUGACUUCUUCAAUUACAGCCUGGAAUACGAUGAAGACGAUGAUGAUGAUGGCUUCUGCGAAAAGGGCGAAGUGGUCAAAUUUGGAUCCAUUGCCAUCCCCAUCUUCUUUUCCAUAGUGAUUACACUGAGUCUGACGGGAAACAUCCUCGUCCUUGUAAUCCUGGGGUUGUAUGAAAACCUCAAAUCUCUCACCAACAUUUUCAUCCUCAACCUGGCCAUCUCUGACAUCGUCUUCACCACCGGCCUCCCCUUCUGGGCCAUUUACCACAUCUGGGGAUGGUUGUUUCCAGAGGCCUUCUGCAAAAUAGUGACUUUUGUGUUUUUCACCGGGUUUUACAGCAGCAUCCUCUUCCUCACCAUCAUGACCAUCCACAGAUACGUGGCCGUGGUCCACCCUCUCUCUGACCUGCGCACACAGAAACGCAGCACUGGGGUUUUUGUGUCUUUCCUAAUGUGGGUGAUCAGCAUUGGAGCAGCGAUGCCCUCGCUGCUCUACAGCUCCCUCGUCACGGUCCACCACAAGGAUAAACACUCUGUUGGCUGCGAGUACAGUUCUAUGCAGUGGAGAACCAUUAGUAUCCUCCAACAGAAUGUGUUCUUCAUGGUUGCUUUUACGGUGAUGGCUUUCUGCUACAUUAGAAUACUGAGGAGGAUCACCGGAGCGAGGUCUCACACCAAGAACCGGGCGGUGAAGCUAGUGUUCUGCAUCGUGGCCGUGUUCUUCAUGGGCUGGGUGCCAUACAACGUGGUCAUCUUUCUGAAGGUUCUGGACGACAGAUUAAUUCCACCUUUUGCUGAGUGCGAUGCAAGUAUCAACCUUGACUAUGCCUUCCAUGUCUGCCGGCUCAUUGCUUUCUCUCACUGCUGCCUGAACCCUGUUUUUUACGCAUUUGUUGGUGUGAAGUUCAGAAGUCACUUGAAGUCAAUGCUGCACCGGCUGUUCAGAGCCCAGUCCAGUCCAAGUCCAGUCGAGGAGCAGCAGGUUAGACUGCAAAACUUUGUCUCGCAGGGAUCAAUGUACUAGCUGCUCAAUUCAAAUAUAUAUUUUUGCAUGUACUGCAGUAAAUGAGUCCAACUUGCAUUUGGUAUAAUCCAUUUAAUUCCCACAAAGAAAAGACGCUCAGUUUUCAAAUCUGACUUCUGCUGUUCAUUCCUGCAUGUGCUCAUGGUAAAUCUGUGCCAUUAUAUAUCAGUUAUGUGGGAUAUAUUACUUGAAUCAUUAUAUUGAUUUAUUUACUAACAGAAGAUCAUACAAAAUAAACAGAGUUACAAUGGAAACUAAAUAAUUGUUGUCAAAUCUUUAUUGAAUUUUCUCUUAUUUUUGUACUACUGCACUAAUAUAUUCUUCAGAUUUCAUACAAUGUUUUACUGUACAGAAGAACUAAACAUUGCUUUACAUAUAUUAAGAGUUUUUAGUAAUAUUUUUGUUGUAACAAUGACAAGUCUUGUAUUCUCAUGUGUCUGCUUAACAUUUAAUCUGUUAAAUUCUCGGUUUUCAGAAUAAAAUUUGACGGAUAACCAUUUGAAACAUGGUAGAAAAUAUACCCUGGUGGAAAAACGUACAUUUUCUUUUGUGCAAUAAAAACAAAUACCCCCAACUGUA
This is a messenger RNA of Acanthochromis polyacanthus (spiny chromis), 1790 nucleotides long. It is a transcript of the gene xcr1a.1, whose product is annotated as chemokine (C motif) receptor 1a, duplicate 1. The record is from RefSeq and is a predicted model, not a curated record. The transcript has 2 exons. NCBI's taxonomy places the organism in Eukaryota, Metazoa, Chordata, Actinopteri, Pomacentridae. Gene Ontology annotation, biological process: G protein-coupled receptor signaling pathway; immune response; chemotaxis. The coding region runs from base 183 to 1211 and encodes 342 amino acids. Gene Ontology annotation, cellular component: membrane. Gene Ontology annotation, molecular function: chemokine receptor activity.